GCUUCCCGGCCUCCCCUUCCCCCCUUGGCGCGCGCGCGCGCUCGCGUGCAGUGGUGGCCGCCUCGUGUGUGGGGGGCGCCUGGCGCGGGGGUGCAUGGGUGACCUGGGAGGAGGGGCCUGGCGCGAGGCGGACGCGGAGGAGGAGGCGGAGGCGGCGCCGGCGCCGGACGGUGGGCGCGUCGGGCCCGACCACCUGGUGGUCAUGGUGCACGGGAUCGUCGGGAGUGCAGCGGAUUGGAAGUUUGGGGCUGAGCAAUUUGAAAAGCUGCUGUCAGACAAAGUUGUAGUUCACUGUAGCAAUCGCAACAUGUACAAGCUAACUUUGGAUGGCAUUGAUGUGAUGGGUGAGCGUUUGGCACAGGAGAUUAUUGAAGAAACCAACAAAAGACCACAGAUCAAAAGGAUCUCUUUUGUUGCACAUUCAGUCGGAGGAUUGGUUGCAAGAUAUGCUAUUGGAAGACUCUAUAGACCACCUAAACAAACAUCCCAAAUUUCUCCAAAUCUGAACAACACUAAUAGGGGCACUAUACAUGGGCUUGAAGCAGUGAACUUCAUAACUGUUGCAUCACCGCAUCUUGGUUCUAGAGGAAACAGACAGGUCCCUUUCCUUUUCGGAUUUACUGUGAUAGAAACUUUUGCCAGCUACAUCAUUCAUUUGAUAUUCGGAAAAACUGGGAAGCACCUGUUUCUCACAGACAAUGAUGAUGGGAAGCCUCCAUUGUUGCUACGCAUGGUGGAUGAUUGGGGGGACGCACAGUUCAUGUCUGCUUUGCAAGUAUUCAAACGAAGAGUUGCAUACUCCAAUGUUGGUCAUGAUCAUAUUGUUGGGUGGAGAACAUCAUCCAUUAGGCGAAAUUCAGAGCUACCAAAGUGGACUGAUUCAGCAAGCAAGAUUUACCCACAUAUUGUAUAUGAAGAACUAUCCAAAGCUGAAACCCUGAAUCUCUGUACUGAUGUUGCCGAUAUGGACAGUUGCAUGCUAGAAGAACGGCUUUUAAGAGGUCUGAAGCGUGUGUCGUGGGAAAAGGUGGAUGUAAGCUUCCACAACAGCAAAGUAAGAUCUGCAGCACAUAGUGUGAUUCAGGUCAAAGAUCCCGUUAUGCAUGGCGAGGGUGCCGAUGUCAUAAACCAUAUGAUCGACCAUUUCGUCCUAUAGCAAAACAGCUCGGAUCUCUAGAAACAAGCUUGAGCCAGGACACGUCAGUUGCUAACCGCUGAUUUACCGAGCCUGGUGAGCAAGUUUAUCGCAAAACCCAGGUUUCAAUUGUCUGUUAAACGGCGCUAGAAAAAGAGAAACUUGUAGAUACAGAGGAGAAAGACCAAAAAAAAAAAAAA
This is a messenger RNA of Oryza brachyantha (malo sina), 1335 nucleotides long. Its product is annotated as putative lipase C4A8.10. The coding region runs from base 95 to 1156 and encodes 353 amino acids. The record is from RefSeq and is a predicted model, not a curated record. The transcript is spliced from 10 exons. NCBI's taxonomy places the organism in Eukaryota, Viridiplantae, Streptophyta, Magnoliopsida, Poales, Poaceae.